AAUUAUUUACUUCCUAUUUUCAAUGGUAUCCCCUUAGCAAAUGUUAAAAAGAGAAAAAAUGUUUGUUAUAAAAAUCGCUUUAUAAAGUGCGUGGCACUGAAGUACAAUAUAUAUGGAAUUAGUAUACUCAUAACAGUAGUAGACAAUAACAUAGCAAACAUUAUUCGUAGCGUUCACGUGCAUAUAUUGUCAACCAAAGCAGUGUGUGGUAUUAAUCGAGUGAGGUUAUAAAAAAAUUUAUACUGGUAUAGUGAAAUGGAUUCAGGACCAGCUCAAGAAAUUACUGAGCUUCUUAAACAAUGGGAAGAACAGCACACGUCUUCAAACUACGAUCCUAUUCCGACACUGACAAGGAUAGCGGAGAUUAUAGAGGCAGAGACGGAGAAUUUCAUGAAGAAGGACCCGGACCCCUUUGAUGAGAGGCAUCCGUCCCGGACCGACCCGGAGUGUGCCCUCGGACAUGCACUCAAAGUUAUGUUUAAAAAAGAUAAUUUUAUGACUAAGCUAGUAAACGACUAUCUUCGUGACACGUACUACUCCCGUCAGAACAUAACGGGUCAGGAUGUACACAAACUGAACGUAGCGGCCUGCAGGUUGACCCUCGACCUCAUGCCCGGCCUCGAGAUGAGUGUCGUGUUUCAGGACAAUGAAGCCCUCAUCCAUCGCCUGGUGAACUGGGCGACCAACUCUUCGGAACCCCUGCAGUGCUACGCCACAGGACUCCUGGCUGCGGCGAUGGAAGUCCAGGAAAUUGCGACCAAUUUUAGAGAUCUUAAUGCAAUGCUGGUGCCGCUGAUGCUGAAGAGGCUACACGACCUUAGAAAUAAGUCCCUCGAAGAAAAACCAAGCCAGAACCUGGUGACUCCGCCGAACCAGACGCGGCAUUUCGCCAGGUUUGACAGGAAGAGGAACACAGAUAGCGGUAAGACGAGCAACGGACCCACACCGGAAAAGAAAGACCGUUACAAAGAUGAUGGCGGAGGAGGUGACUCCUUCAUGGAAGACUCACCAGCCAAGGAUCCAGCUACACCGGUCAAGAAUAACAACUGUGGUGGCGAGUCCCCCCGCUGGCGCCUCAUGUCCCCCCCCGCGAGGCCCCCCGCACCCCCCACCCUCCACGAAACGUCCAGCAAUUCCAGUUGGGUUGAAAUGGAAACUUAUGUUAUAGGUAACAUACAAAUCCACCCGCCGACUGACGCGACCAAACAGAUGCUUAUAUUAAGAUAUCUGACGCCGAUGGGAGAGUAUCAGGAGUUCCUGUCACACGUCUUCGAGAAGAAUGCACUGGGCCUAAUCCUCGGAUAUCUGAACGUGAGAGAGUCCAGGGACUCGAGGCUGGCUUUCGAGGCGCUCAAGUACCUGGCAGCCCUGCUGUGCCACAAGAAGUUCUCAAUAGACUUCAUCAACAUGGGCGGGUUACAGAAGUUCCUAGAAGUGCCGCGGCCAUCGGUGGCUGCGACCGGCGUGUCCAUCUGUCUGUACUACUUGGCGUACUGUGAGGACGCUAUGGAGAGAGUUUGUCUCAUGCCGAGACACAUAUUAGCUGAUCUUGUGAAAUAUGCGUUAUGGCUGUUGGAGUGCUCCCAUGACUCGGGCCGGUGUCAUGCCACCAUGUUCUUCGGGCUGUCAUUCCAGUUCAGAGUCAUUCUCGAAGAGUUUGAUAAUCAGGAUGGACUCCGGAAGCUAUACAACGUCAUAUCAACUUUGCCCAUACUCGGCUCGGACGAGGAGGAGGCGCGCGUGUCCGACGACGAGACGUGUGCGGCACGACAGAUCGUACGACACGUGUGCGUAGCGCUCAGGAGAUACUUCGAAGCCCACCUACGUAUCAGGGCGGUUCAGGUCGCGUGGCAGCAGGGCGACAACCUGCCACUCCCCCCACCAUAUAAGGCGUCCAAGUCGUCUCCAGAGGAGCUGCAGGAACAGCUGGAGGCGGUGCAGGCGGCGGGCGUGUGCCGCUGGCCGCCCUGCGACGAGCUGCGGGACCUGGGCGGGGUCACGCUGCUGUUGCAGGUGGUGGGCUACGCUUACGAGUGGAACUUCAACGGACGCGCGGAGACGGUGCGGUCGGCGCUGGACGUGGUGUCCAUGUGCUGCGUGUCGCCCAGGGUGCAGCUGCUGUUGACGGAGAAGAUCGACAUGAGAGACGCGGACCUCACCACCGGCGUCCAUAUAGUGCUGGAGAAACUCAGAGGGGCGCUACCGGAUCUGAAUUCCAGGCAGAACGGUGCUGCCGACGGCGACAUAGUGCCGGAACCGGAAGUACAAAAGGCGGCCCUGAACGUCCUGGUGAACUGUGUCUGUGCGCCCGUUCACAGGGCAGGUCCGUCAACGAACCGCAUGUCGGUGACCGGCUCCACCAGGAAGAAGACGGCCGCCAAGUCCUACGAGGACGUGAUCCAGAAGGUGUGGGAGAGCGUGAGGACCAACAACGGCAUCAUGGUGUUGUUGUCUCUGAUGAUGGUGAAGUCCCCGAUAACGGACGCGGACCGUCUCCGAGGCCUGGCGUGCAGGGCGCUGGCCGGACUGGCGCGCUGCCCCACCGUCAGGCAGAUCAUAUCCAAGCUGCCGCUCUUCACCACCUCGCAUCUGCAAGUGUUAAUGCGUGAUCCCAUACUACAAGAAAAACGGCAGGAGCACGUGAUGUUCCAGAAAUACGCUCUGGAACUGCUGGAGAGGGUUUCCGGCAAGAGCAAACACAUGGGAGCCGACUUCGAGACGUCGCUGGCGAACAUACACAGGGCUAACGUAGUGGCCCAAACACGCAUCACGUACAACGAGCGUCAGCUGCUACAGUUGGUGGCGUCGCACCUGUGGAACCGGGGGCUCCGGGAGGCCGCGGGGGUGCUCCAGCGGGAGGCCCGCCUGCCGCCGCUCGCGGCCCCCGCGGUGCCCCCCACUCCGCCCCCACCACCCGUCUACACGCCGUCAACGCCUAUCAGGGCGCGCCUGUCCGUGUCGCGAACCAGCAGCUGCGGCUCGAUGCACCGCGACGUGGAGCACCCGCACACACACGCCACCACACACACAGACGACAGCCCCGCGCCCGCCGUCAUUAAACUCAGGAAAGUGCAGGCCGUCCACGCGCCCACGACGCCCACGUCGGAACACAAGCGCUCGCUACAGAAGCAGCUGACGAUGGGCGGCGGCGAGCGCGCGCCGUCCCCGCCGCGGGUCACGCUCCACUCCAUCAUCACGGAGUACCUUUACAACCAGCACGCGCUGUGCAAGAACCCCGUCGUUACUUGCCCGCAGUUUAAUUUACUUGAGCCUCACAAGUGUCCGGAGCCGUCUCCUCAGUCCCUGGUGUCGUGGUCUCGCCACGAGCAGGCCAACCUGGUGUCCCGCUUGGUGCGGCGCGAACUGGGCGCCACCUCGACGCGCGCCCACGCCAGACUUGCGCAUGCGCACUUCGCGCACGUGCGCACGCUCCGCCUCCAGGACGACGACGCCUACUUCACACACACUAUAUUCCAUCCGACGCAGCAGCAGCUGCUGACGGCGACGUCUUCCGGCGACAUCCGGAUAUUCAACCUGUUCACCGGCGUCGAGGAGAACUCCUACCAAGUCCACGAGUCCUAUAUUUACCACAUGCAGGCGAGUAGAGACGGCUCGCUGCUGCUGGCGUCGUCCACCACCUCCUGGCGGACUCUCUCCGCGCUCUGGAACAUGAAGGAGUUUGAGCAGUUAUUUCAAUUAGACAACGAGGAGUACGUGGAGUUCUCCAAGAUGUCUGACGAUAGGAUCAUAGGCACCAAGGGCGAGACGGCCAGCAUAUUCGACACGAGGACCGGCCUGGAGGUGAUGACCCUCACGCCGGCUAUAUCCAACCAGUACGCCAAGAACAGGGCGACCUUCAACCCCACGGACGAACUGGUGCUAUCCGAUGGCGUGCUCUGGGACGUGAACACAGGCAAGGAGAUACACAAGUUCGACAAAUUGAAUCAGACCCACAGCGGAGUGUUCCACCCCAACGGCCUGGAGGUGAUAUCAAACACUGAAGUGUGGGAUCUGAGAACCUUUCAUCUACUGAGAACCGUGCCGUCCUUGGACAAGUCAGAGGUGAUGUUCAGUCCGUCCUGCGGCGUGUUGUACGCGGUUUGCUCCGACCAGGACUCGGAGGAGAGGAGCCAGUUCGACACCAGCUUCAAAACCCUGGACCCCUACGACUACUCCAGCAUAGCAACGAUCGACGUGAAACGUAACAUCUACUCGCUGGGCGUGUCGCGCUACGGGACACAGAUAGCGCUCGUGGAGAACAUGGGGGACUUCGAGCAGGUGCAGGAGUCCUGCGUGAAGCUGUACGACGUGGGCAGGAAGAGGGACCACGACGACGACGCGGAGGAGGAGGAGGAAGACGAGCUCGCUGGGGGCUCCGAGAACGAUGAUGGAUCAGACUCGGGCUCGGACAACGAUGAUGACUUAGCUUCGAGUCUUAUUCGUAAUGCUGUGAUGGGUCUGGCUGAGGGUUCGGGGUCCGGGAGUGGUUCCGGCUCAGACUCGGACAGAGACCGGAAUGAUAGAGGACCCAGGACUAGGAGACGAGCUGGCAGGAGGGCAGCGGAGGAAGCGAGCAGUGACAGCGAUGGAGACAUUGACUUUGAGAAUAUCAUAGAAUUUGAAUACUGAGAACAAUGACAUGGAGUGUAGUGUAAAUAUAUACGAUUUAUAUAA
This is a messenger RNA of Danaus plexippus (monarch butterfly), 4674 nucleotides long. RefSeq names its product protein mahjong (gene mahj). Gene Ontology annotation, biological process: protein ubiquitination. Gene Ontology annotation, molecular function: protein binding. Bases 256 to 4629 code for a protein of 1457 amino acids. Gene Ontology annotation, cellular component: Cul4-RING E3 ubiquitin ligase complex; nucleus. The record is from RefSeq and is a predicted model, not a curated record. The transcript is spliced from 35 exons. Lineage: Eukaryota; Metazoa; Arthropoda; Insecta; Lepidoptera; Nymphalidae.